This is a messenger RNA of Physeter macrocephalus (sperm whale), 3411 nucleotides long. RefSeq names its product PHD finger protein 14 (gene PHF14). Bases 284 to 3214 code for a protein of 976 amino acids. The transcript is spliced from 19 exons. NCBI's taxonomy places the organism in Eukaryota, Metazoa, Chordata, Mammalia, Artiodactyla, Physeteridae. Gene Ontology annotation, biological process: regulation of transcription by RNA polymerase II. The record is from RefSeq and is a predicted model, not a curated record.
CGGGUUAGCCGCGCUGCCUGGGCCGGAGGGCGCCUUUGGCCGGGGAAGCGCCAAAGGAAGGCGCGCUAGCGGCCGGGGUCGGUUCUGCGAGGACCAGGGGCCGGGGGGCGGGAGGGAAACCGCGGGGCUGCACCUGGGGCGCCCCGGUCUGGUCCGCGGCGCCGCCUAUUUUUAAUAGCAUCUUUUGGACUCGUUUCCUUGGUCUCAGUCCUCGACCUCGGCGCUGCCUGGGCUCUCGCAGCCUCUCCCUAGGUCUACUCCAAACGACCACCUCGGAUUCCUUAUGGAUCGCAGCUCCAAGAGGAGGCAGGUGAAGCCUUUGGCAGCUUCUCUGCUAGAAGCUCUCGAUUAUGAUAGUUCAGAUGACAGUGAUUUUAAAGUUGGAGAUGCUUCAGAUUCUGAAGGGAGUGGUAAUGGAAGUGAAGAUCCUUCAAAGGACAGUGGAGAAGGUUCCUGUAGUGAUUCUGAAGAAAAUAUUUUAGAGGAAGAACUGAAUGAAGAUAUUAAAGUAAAAGAAGAACAACUUAAAAAUUCUGCAGAGGAAGAAGUACUAUCAUCAGAAAAACAGUUAAUUAAAGUGGAAAAGAAGGAGGAAGAAGAGAAUGGAGAGAGACCUAGAAAGAAAAAGGAAAAAGAGAAGGAGAAAGAAAAAGAUAAAGAGAAGGAGAGAGAGAAGGAUAAAGAAAAAGCAACAACAUCUGAUAACGUGGCUGCUUCUGCUGCUUCCACCACACUAGCCACAAGUCCUCCUGCUGCUAACACAUCUCCUUCAGUCCCCACUACAACAGCUACAGAGGAACAAGUCAGUGAGCCAAAAAAGUGGAACCUUCGUCGCAACCGACCACUUUUGGAUUUUGUAUCCAUGGAAGAGCUGAAUGACAUGGAUGACUAUGAUAGUGAAGAUGACAAUGAUUGGCGACCCACUGUAGUAAAAAGAAAGGGAAGAUCUGCAUCUCAGAAGGAAGGAAGUGAUGGAGACAAUGAGGAUGAUGAAGAUGAGGGAAGUGGGAGUGAUGAGGAUGAGAAUGAUGAAGGCAAUGAUGAAGAUCAUAGCAGCCCUGCCAGUGAAGGGGGUUGCAAGAAGAAGAAGAGUAAAGUUCUUAGCAGAAACAGUGCUGAUGAUGAGGAACUGACCAAUGAUAGCCUGACACUAUCUCAGAGCAAGAGUAAUGAGGACUCGCUGAUUCUUGAGAAGAGUCAAAACUGGAGUUCUCAAAAAAUGGACCAUAUUCUGAUUUGCUGUGUUUGUCUUGGAGAUAAUAGUGAGGAUGCUGAUGAAAUAAUUCAGUGUGACAAUUGUGGCAUUACAGUCCAUGAAGGUUGUUAUGGAGUUGAUGGAGAGAGUGACUCUAUUAUGAGUUCAGCUUCUGAAAACUCCACUGAACCUUGGUUUUGUGAUGCCUGUAAAUGUGGUGUUUCCCCUAGCUGUGAACUAUGUCCCAAUCAGGAUGGAAUUUUCAAGGAGACAGAUGCUGGAAGAUGGGUUCACAUUGUUUGUGCCCUGUAUGUUCCUGGUGUAGCCUUUGGAGAUAUUGACAAAUUGCGACCAGUAACACUAACAGAAAUGAACUAUUCCAAAUAUGGUGCCAAGGAGUGUAGCUUCUGUGAAGACCCUCGUUUUGCUAGAACUGGAGUUUGCAUUAGCUGUGAUGCAGGGAUGUGCAGAGCCUAUUUCCAUGUGACCUGCGCUCAGAAGGAAGGUCUGCUUUCAGAGGCAGCAGCAGAGGAGGAUAUAGCAGAUCCAUUUUUUGCUUAUUGUAAGCAACAUGCAGAUAGGUUAGACAGAAAGUGGAAGAGAAAAAACUACUUGGCUCUACAAUCCUAUUGUAAAAUGUCUUUACAAGAGAGAGAGAAGCAACUAUCACCAGAAGCACAGGCAAGAAUCAAUGCCCGGCUUCAGCAAUAUCGUGCCAAAGCAGAACUAGCUCGGUCCACCAGACCCCAGGCCUGGGUUCCAAGGGAAAAAUUGCCCAGACCACUCACUAGCAGUGCUUCGGCCAUUCGUAAACUUAUGAGGAAAGCAGAACUAAUGGGGAUCAGUACAGAUAUCUUCCCAGUGGACAAUUCAGAUACUAGUUCUAGUGUGGAUGGAAGGAGAAAACAUAAGCAACCUGCUCUCACUGCUGAUUUUGUGAAUUAUUAUUUUGAGAGAAAUAUGCGCAUGAUUCAAAUUCAAGAAAAUAUGGCUGAACAAAAGAAUAUAAAGGAUAAAUUAGAGAAUGAACAAGAAAAGCUUCAUGUGGAAUAUAAUAAGCUGUGUGAAUCUUUAGAAGAACUACAAAACCUGAAUGGAAAACUUCGAAGUGAAGGACAAGGAAUAUGGGCCUUACUAGGCAGAAUCACAGGGCAGAAGUUGAACAUACCGGCAAUUUUGCGAGCACCCAAGGAGAGAAAACCAAGUAAAAAAGAAGGAGGCACACAAAAGACAUCUACUCUUCCUGCAGUACUUUAUAGUUGUGGAAUUUGUAAGAAGAACCAUGAUCAGCAUCUUCUUUUAUUGUGUGAUACCUGUAAACUCCAUUACCAUCUUGGAUGUCUGGACCCUCCUCUUACAAGGAUGCCAAGAAAGACCAAAAACAGUUAUUGGCAGUGUUCAGAAUGUGACCAGGCAGGGAGCAGUGACAUGGAAGCAGACAUGGCCAUGGAAACCUUACCAGAUGGGACGAAACGAUCAAGGAGGCAGAUUAAGGAACCAGUGAAAUUUGUUCCACAGGAUAUGCCUCCAGAACCCAAGAAGAUUCCAAUAAGAAACACGAGAACCAGAGGACGAAAACGAAGCUUCAUUCCUGAGGAAGAAAAACAUGAGGAGAGAGUUCCUAGAGAGAGGAGACAAAGGCAGUCUGUGUUACAAAAGAAGCCCAAGGCUGAGGAUUUACGAACUGAAUGUGCAACUUGCAAGGGAACUGGAGACAAUGAAAACCUUGUCAGCAGGAUGAGAUUGUCUGAAACGAAGAAUAGGUGUGAUGAAUGUAGACUGUGCUACCAUUUUGGUUGUUUGGAUCCUCCUUUGAAAAAGUCUCCUAAACAAACAGGCUAUGGAUGGAUAUGUCAGGAGUGUGAUUCUUCAUCUUCUAAGGUUCACAGCAAAAUUGAGUGGACCGUACAGAGAGUUUCCAUGUAUCACCUGUUCCCACAGAUGCACAGCCAACCUCCCCCACUUGUGACAUCCCGCACCUCAGUGUUACAUUUGUUACCAUUGAUGAACCUGCACUGACACAUCAUUACCACCCCAAGUCCAUAGUUUACAUUAGGGUUAACUCUUGGUGUUGUACAUUCUGUAGGUGUUGACAUAUGUAUAAUUAUAUCCAUCAUUACAGUAUCAUGCAGAAUAGUUUUAUUGCCCUAAAAAUCCACUAUGCUCCACCUAUUUACUCCUCCCUCCCUUUCCCAAACCCCUGGCAACCACAGAUC